Bathycoccus prasinos is the source of this 1029-nucleotide messenger RNA. Its product is annotated as formamidase. Bases 1 to 1029 code for a protein of 342 amino acids. NCBI's taxonomy places the organism in Eukaryota, Viridiplantae, Chlorophyta, Mamiellophyceae, Mamiellales, Bathycoccaceae. Gene Ontology annotation, molecular function: formamidase activity; N-carbamoylputrescine amidase activity. The record is from RefSeq and is a predicted model, not a curated record. The transcript has a single exon.
AUGUCCACCGGUGGCCUUGGAGGCCUGAAUAAGUCCCCGAACGGCGUCGUCUUCGGGGUAGUACAGCUCCAGCUUCCCAACGUCGUCACUCCCACCGACCUCGCCGUGCAAACCCAAUGUAUCGUCGACUUGGUGGCCAAGGCGCGACGAAAUUUGCCGACGAUGGACCUCGUGGUGUUCCCCGAGUACUCCCUCCACGGUCUGUCAAUGGACACGAACCCGGCAAUCAUGUGUUCGCUGGACGGACCCGAGAUCGCGGCGUUUCGUAAAGCGUGCGUCGACAACAGCAUCUGGGGAUGUUUCUCCAUCAUGGAGCUCAACCCAGGGGGCAUGCCGUACAACACCGGCGUUGUCAUCGAUGCUGAGGGCGCCAUCAAGCUCUACUAUCGCAAGCUCCACCCCUGGGUCCCGGUUGAGCCGUGGGAGCCCGGUAACGUGGGGAUACCCACGUGCGUCGGACCGAAAGGGUGCAUCCUCGCCCUCAUCAUCUGCCACGACGGCAUGUUUCCCGAGUGUGCGAGAGAAUGCGCGUACAAAGGCGCGGAGAUCAUGAUACGAACCGCGGGUUACACGGCGCCAAUCAGAGAGCCGUGGAGGUACACCAACCGUUCCAACGCUUUUUGCAACCUGAUGGCGACAGUCAACGUGUGCAUGUGCGGCUCUGACGGCACGUUCGACAGCAUGGGCGAGGGGAUGAUAGUCAACUACGACGGCGAGGUUUUAGCGCACGGCACAACGGGUCGACCGAACGAGAUUAUCACGGCGGAGAUACGUCCGGAUCUCGUCAGAGAGGCUCGGGCGACGUGGGGGGUUGAGAAUAACCCGUAUCAACUGGGACACAGAGGUUACGUCGCUGUCUCGGGGGGAGCGAGAGACUGUCCGUACACGUUCAUGACAGACAUGGUCGCCGGAAAAUACGAGGUGCCGUGGGCGGAGACGGUGGUGGAGAAGGACGGGAAGUCGUGCGGGUUCGCCGCGCCGACGAGGACGUACAAGGGCGAGGAGACCCCGCCGGAUAUUCCCAAGUGA